CUACUGCUAUAUAAUAAUAAAGAAUGUACUGAAGCGAGUAAGCAGUAGUAGGAGCUAUAGCCUAUAGCAAUGAUGAUCCUACACUGCACACCUUCCUCACCCAUCUCGGUGAACAUAUUGAAAUCAUCACCUCUAACAAGAAGAACAACAGUUAGAUGUUCUGUCAAAAUUCAGAAGAAUAUCCUUAAUGCUAUGGAUUCUGGCUCCUCUAAGUUCAGCUUAUGUCCCUGUGGAAGAAAGCAUUUCCUAGGAGAAGCUACGACCACGACGCCGUUUCUUCCCAUCUCUCCCUCCCACGCUUCUCAAUCUAGCUCAUCGGAGGUCUUGAACAAACUGCGUCCUCCAAAGCCAGAUUGGUAUUUCGAGCUCUAUGGAUGGUUCAGAAGUUCAGGAAUGGAAAGAUACGAGAAAGAGAUUGCGGGUUACAAAAAGAAACUCUUUAGUCAGGUGGGAAACGCUGAAAAAGUUUUGGAGAUUGGUAUUGGAGCUGGUCCGAACAUCAAGUACUACAACACUCUUCCAAACGUAUCUAUCCUUGGUGUAGAUCCAAACCCUAAAAUGGAAAGCUACGCGCGAAAAUCCGCUAUAGAAGCUGGUUUGAAAUCCGAAGACUUCAAGUUCAUUCACGCGGUCGCAGAAUGUAUACCACUAGAAGAUGCAUCAGUUGAUGCAGUUGUUACAAGUCUCGUUAUGUGUUCUGUCACUGAUGUCACUCAAACUCUAAGUGAGAUCAAGCGGAUUUUAAAACCGGGAGGGCGUUACCUAUUUGUGGAACAUGUCGCAGCUGAAGAUGGAUCAUUUCUGAGGAUGGUGCAGAAUAUGUUGGAUCCAGUGCAACAAGUCGUUGCUGAUGGAUGUCAUCUAAUAAGACCCACAGGAGAAUCACUAUUAAAAGCUGAGUUCCCUGGUGGUGUAGAUAUCAACAAGGUUUCUCUUACUAGCUUCUACCACUUGAGCCCUCAUAUCUACGGAGUCGCGUAUAAUUAAUUAUCAUUAAUUUGCCGACUCUUCUAGAGUCCUCUGUUUCAAGAAUCUGGUGAAGAAUAAUAAAAUAUAAGUCUCUUUUUAUGUUUGGAAACAAUAAAACAAUUUGACUAAGUUCAAAUUGAAAUUAGUAAGUCUCCCUUAUAUUGUAAGAGAUAGAAAACGUGUAGUUUUCUAUUUUGUUUCGGUUAUUUUGUUUGUAAUGAGUCAAGUUCUCUAUGUAACGAGACCUUAUGGUUUGAGUUUAAUACAAGUGAGUGAGAUUUUUAGA
Messenger RNA from Camelina sativa (false flax), 1255 nucleotides. RefSeq lists its product as uncharacterized. Gene Ontology annotation, molecular function: S-adenosylmethionine-dependent methyltransferase activity. Lineage: Eukaryota; Viridiplantae; Streptophyta; Magnoliopsida; Brassicales; Brassicaceae. The record is from RefSeq and is a predicted model, not a curated record.